UUUUUUUUUUUUUUUUUAAUUUAAUUUUUAAUUUCCCAUUUCCUUCAUCUUCCUCCUCCGAACACUCAUUUUCUGUGUGUUUCGAAGAGUAAUGAGCAGAACUCCAACCAUGGCGACGGUAACAGCCGCUUUAGAACGCUCUCUCCAGAACUGUUCUUUAAGCCACCGUCAAGCCACUCCGCCGGUUCCUUCCGAUUCACACGGCGGUUCUUCUACUCAUCAUCUCCACCUUAACUCUCAUCUUUCUUUACCUUACCACUGGGAGCAAUGUCUCGAUUUAAAGACAGGGGAGAUUUAUUACAUAAACUGGAGAAAUGGAAUGAAAGCAAAGGAAGAUCCGAGGUUCACAACAGAAGAUGAUCAAUACAGCGAUGAUUACUACUGCUACUCCGAUGACGACGACGACAACGACGACGACGACGACGAUAGCUCUUACGACAGCGAAGAAUCAUCAACAGAGUCCUCAAACAACAAGAACAAGAACAAGAACAUGGAAGAACAGCAAGAAGAAGAUGUAUUGGUGGUUGCAGGUUGCAAGAGAUGCCUAAUGUAUUUCAUGGUGCCGAAACACCUGGAAGAGUGCCCUAAAUGCAGCAGUGGUGAGCUUCUCUAUUUUGAUCGCUCUGAAAAUGACAUUCCAUGAAUCGCACAAACUUCUUUUCUUCAUUUCUGUUCUUUUCUUUUCUUCAUGGGAAAGAAGAAAGAAGAGAGAGAAAGUGGAGAAAUUAAGAGAGAGAAAACUUUGAUCUAUUUUUUAGGGUUUGAAAUUGUUCCCAUGUGUAUUUGUCAGAAAGGGGAGGCAUAUGGGGUUUUGGUUUUAGUUUUGGAUUUUAUUUUAGCCUUUUCUUUUAAUUAGUUCUUCUUUUUUUUUUUUUU
This is a messenger RNA of Cucurbita maxima (winter squash), 876 nucleotides long. RefSeq names its product methionine aminopeptidase 2-like. The record is from RefSeq and is a predicted model, not a curated record. The transcript is spliced from 2 exons. Bases 92 to 643 code for a protein of 183 amino acids. Gene Ontology annotation, molecular function: protein binding. NCBI's taxonomy places the organism in Eukaryota, Viridiplantae, Streptophyta, Magnoliopsida, Cucurbitales, Cucurbitaceae.